AUUCAUUUAAAACGGGCUUACAUACUAAUAAACAAUGAGUUGGAAUAAGCGGAACACUAGUCAAAGAUCAAUUUACGACUACCCUGAACAUUUAAAUCCCUUCUACGAAGAUGACAACCAUAAACGGCUUAGAUUUUUUGGAUUUAGCAAAAAGAAGAACGAAAAUGGCAGGCAUAGUUUAUCAAUCGGAAACUUGCAGGAACUGUGGAAAUCAUAUUCAUUUCGUAAAAAGAAGUCUUCUACACUAGGAAUAAAUAAAACAUCAGAAAGCCCGCCGAUGCUUAGACGAGAUUUAAAUGAUAAUUCCUAUUUAAAUUCUAGAGUUUUUCGCGGUGACCGUCAUACAUCCCUCCAAAAUAUCGAUGCAAGAAGAGAGUCCGACACAAUCUCUAAUGGAAUGUUCUUCAAUCGUAACGAUCGGUACCGCAGCACAACGCAGUUUUCUGGAUAUCCCUCGCCAAACCAUCAGAAUAUGAGAUUAUCACAAACUAGUCUGGCCAGCUCAAAUCCUUUCGAGUCGCAACCGGAUUCAUGUCCCAACUCCCCACUGAGUGCUAGAAGAUAUCGUAAGAAGAGGAGAGCUCCACCGCCGCCAAAACUAGUGGUCCAGGAUUAUCUAGCUACCAAAGACAUUGAGUCUCUAGCCUCUGAAAUUGAAGAGUUUGUCAACAACAGAUCCGAAUCUUUAAUAAAACCAGAAGUUGGAAAGGAAGUCCCAAAAGCAAAUCAACCAAAUAUUUCGGUUACAGCACCGACCCCCGAUAUCGAACUAAGCGCCAGCAGCACAUCCAAAAUAAAACACACUAAUAAUGCAAAGCAAUCCAAUGAAACACGCACAGUCAUUGAAAAGAAUAAUGUCACUAUCCUCGACUCGGAUUUGGAUACCAAACCUAACACACGCACCUCCCCAGCACCACAGUGGAUUGGCACAGUUCACUUAAAGCAGACAAACGCAGCUGAAAUAUCAAUCACAUCCAAGGAGGGUAAAAAAAUCACUUCACUUAAUACGGCUAGUCAACAUAACUCCUGCACUUCCGAAACUCCUGAGUGCAUUGCCAGCGUACACAUAAAGCAAUCCUCUGAACCAAAACCAAAUAAUGAUCUUCACACUCAACCGGAGGAGACAAAAGUCAACAAAAAGCCAAAUGGCACCAUACAUGUUGGAGCCAGAGAAGAGUCUUUAGUUAUAAAUGGCAUUUCAAAAGAGUCCCACAAUCAAAACCAUAAACCAGAGAUUGUAAAACAAUCAGUCAUUUUGGUGGAAUCUGAAAGCAAUACUAAUCCUUGCACGUCCAAAGCUCAGACCAUUGUUAAUAAUAAUGUAGUUCUUCCACCGAAUGAAAGCACCUAUAUAGAAGAUAGAAAAACUAAUUCAUUUGGCACGGUCAAACAAAUUUCACAGAUUUUUGAAGAGAACAUUAGUUCCUGUGGUCCCAACAAUAUUCCCAAAAAAAAUACAGCAGAUAGCAUCAUUGUCAAUGGUGCUAGAUCAAAGAUUGAAGAAAACCAUUGCGUUUCAAACGCAAUUCAACCAAAUCCAGCUGCAACUGGCGAAGUAUUGCAAAUAAGAGAAGAUUUUGAGUUGGAGAAUGAAGUAAGAAUUGCUGAGAGGCAGAUAAACGAUCGCUUCAGAUCUUCAAUCUCAGAGGAUCGCGAAUCGAAUUCCACACCGACCCCGCGAAUGAGGAAGAAGAAGUCCAUUAAGGAAGUGCUAGAGUCUAUAAGCAGAAAUCAAAAGAUUUUAAACGAAAGUGCGGCCAAGGGCACAAAAGUGUACUUAACUCCCUCCUAUGCUGAAAAUAGAUACAACUAUCCCAAUGAGCUAAAUAACGUUAAUAGUACAGCCCCCAAGGAAGUGACGUCUGCCAACAUUUCGGUUAGCACAUCGGAUACCAAUGAAUCACCAACACAAAGGGACUUGUUUAUAAGCAAAAUAAGCAAGUUCAAGGGUCAAAUUAGAGAGUCAUCGCCAACUUCGUCGAACUUAGAUUGGAACCCUUUACCGAAGCCAAGUCGGUCCCAUAAUUUAGCUAGUUCUAGUUACAACAACGGCUCGUGCUAAGGAGCUUAAUUAAUAAUGCUAUAAACAAAUUAAUAUUUAUAUCAAACAAAAACCAAAUUUUUAUGCAAUAAAACAAACGUACUUAUAACCAA
Drosophila elegans is the source of this 2154-nucleotide messenger RNA. RefSeq lists its product as uncharacterized. The transcript has 6 exons. The record is from RefSeq and is a predicted model, not a curated record. Lineage: Eukaryota; Metazoa; Arthropoda; Insecta; Diptera; Drosophilidae. Bases 35 to 2062 code for a protein of 675 amino acids.